AUGAUACUCAUACCGCUUUACUGCUUCGUAUAUAUCAUAGUCUCGCUCUCACACACUGCAUACGCUUGGGCUCCAUCAAACAGCUAUGCCCCAUCAUACAUGGACUGUAAGCAAGCCCUGGGGUCCGCUUUCAACGAGGACUUCUCCCUCAUAAGAGAGGCAGACUCCAUCUCCCACAACGAGUCCCUCUGGCUACAGAAAAGAAUGCAAAACACAAGAGAACCAUUGCUUCAAUUCCUAAAUAGAUCUCUAACAUCCCUCAACACAUCCUCUUCUUUCGACACCGCUGCAUUACUAUCGUCCCUAAUGGGCUCCGAUUCAGCAUCACAACCAAAGAUAGGGAUCGCUGUCUCUGGUGGUGGUUAUAGAUCCAUGCUCACAGGCGCUGGUAUCCUCGCCGCAAUGGAUAAUAGAACAAGAGGCGCUCAACAUCAUGGUCUGGGCGGUUUGUUACAAUCAACUACAUAUUUAAGUGGUGCUUCGGGGGGUAACUGGUUGGUUGGUACCCUGGCUUAUAAUAACUGGACCUCUGUACAGUCCAUCAUUGAUAAUUUUAAUGAAUCUGAUUCCAUUUGGGAUUUAUCUGAAUCAAUAGUCUCACCAGGUGGGAAAAAUAUUUUCAAAUCAGCAAGAAGAUGGGAUCACAUCUCGGAUGCUCUACAGGAUAAACAAAAGGCCGGGUUUGAUACCUCGCUGGCCGACGUUUGGGGAAGAGCACUAUCUUAUAAAUUCUUCCCAUCUUUGUAUAGAGGUGGGGUCGCAUAUACUUGGUCUUCUUUAAGGGAUUCCCCCGUUUUCACAGAGGGUCAAAUGCCCUUCCCCAUUUCAGUGGCUGAUGGAAGAUACCCAGGUUCCAAAGUCUUGAAUUUGAAUGCUACUGUGUUUGAAUUCAACCCUUUUGAAAUGGGAUCUUGGGAUCCUUCAUUGAACACUUUCACUGAUGUCAAAUUCUUGGGUACAAAUGUAUCUGCUGGGAAACCCAUUGAUUCACAAAGAUGUGUCCAGGGAUUUGAUAAUACUGCCUUCAUUAUGGGUACUUCAUCUACACUUUUCAAUCAAUUUUUAUUAAGAAUAAAUUCUACAAAUUUACAUUUACCAGGAUUCAUUACAAAAUUGGCAACACAUUUCUUAAAGGAUAUUUCACAAGAUUUUAAUGACGUCGCUACAUAUCAUCCAAAUCCAUUUAAAGAUGCAAAUUUCAUCGACGCAAACUAUACAAAGAGUAUCGUUAAUUCAAAAUCAUUAUAUCUAGUGGAUGGAGGUGAAGAUGAUGAAAAUAUCCCAUUAUUACCCCUAAUUCAACGUGAAAGAGAUUUGGAUAUAGUAUUCGCCAUCGAUAACUCAAUGGAUAUGAAAUUGGCAUGGCCAGAUGGGUCCUCCCUAGUACACACUUUUGAAAGACAAUUUGUUAGACAGGGACAAGGAAUGGCUUUCCCCUACGUUCCAGGUACUGACACUUUUGUCAAUUUAGGAUUAAAUCAAAAACCAACAUUUUUCGGUUGUGACGCUCAUAAUUUGACAGAUUUGGAAUACAUCCCUCCCUUGGUCAUCUAUUUACCAAAUAAACAAUAUUCAUUCCCAAGUAAUCAAAGUGCGUUCAAAUUAUCAUACACAGAAGAACAAAGAAGAGCUAUGAUCUCCAAUGGGUUCGAAAUAGCAACAAGAAAUAACUUCACAGAUGAUCCUGAUUUCUUAGGAUGUAUCGGUUGUGCCAUCAUUAGAAGAAAGCAACAAUCUUUGAAUUUAACCUUACCUGAAGGUUGUAACACUUGUUUCACCAAUUAUUGUUGGAAUGGAACAUUGGACACCACUCCAUUACCCGAUAACAAGAAGGAUAUCCAUAAUUCUUUCAUUAAUGUUGGGGUCAAUAGAACGGAUGCUAAUGCCAAAUCUGACCCCUACGUCCAAUUGCAUCAUCAUGAUGAAUAUUCUGAAGCUGUCGAACAAGCUCAAGAAACUGAUACUGUUCAAGCUUCUGACUUACCUCAUUCGUACCAGAAGAAAGACUCUCAUAAUAACAACAACAAUAAUAACAUGCCAGGUGGACCAAUAAUUAAUAUUAAAGUCAUUAUGGCUUUACUAUGUCUAAUUACAUUCAUGGUCGGGUUCAUAUAA
Molecule: messenger RNA, 2115 nt
Organism: Naumovozyma castellii
Lineage: Eukaryota; Fungi; Ascomycota; Saccharomycetes; Saccharomycetales; Saccharomycetaceae
Gene: PLB3
Product: lysophospholipase
Exons: 1
Coding region: 1-2115 (704 amino acids)
Source: RefSeq, a predicted model, not a curated record